CUUGAAUUGCAACCUGCACCUGGCGCGACUUUCUCCAGAGAAGUUGAUCUAACGAGCGACAUUUGAAAAGUAACUUUAACUGAAUACCAAAAAAAGGCCAAAAUGAGCAAAAUUUCUAAAUUGUUCAAGGGAAGCUCAAGUUCGAGCUCUUCUAGCCACUAUCCAAGCUCUUCGAAGUCGAAACAUGGCCAUCGGUCUCGGACAGGACCUACCCCGCAGGAGGCCAUUCACAAACUUCGAGAAACAGAGGCGAUGCUGGCGAAAAAACAGGACUUCUUGGAAAAUAAAAUUGAACAAGAAAUUAUAAUAGCAAAGAAGAAUGGCCUCAAGAAUAAACGUGCGGCCCUCCAGGCACUGAAGAGGAAGAAGCGCUUUGAGCAGCAGCUCACCCAGAUUGAUGGGACCCUCUCCACCAUCGAGUUCCAAAGGGAGGCUUUGGAGAAUGCCAACACCAACACUGAGGUCCUGAAGACCAUGGGCUACGCUGCCAAGGCCAUCAAGGGGGUCCACCAGAACAUGGAUCUGGAUAAAAUUGACUCUCUGAUGCAGGACAUCACUGAGUCGCAGGAAGUGGCCCAGGAGAUCUGUGAUGCUAUCUCCCGACCUUUCGGAGAUGCAUUUGAUGAGGAUGAGCUGUUAGCAGAGCUGGCAGAAUUGGAGCUGGAGGAGAGCAUGACGAACAUGGGCAGAGUGCCCAGUGUGCCCGCCUCCAAACUGCCCACCUCCAAGCUGCCCUCAACUCGACCCAGCCAGCGCACUCCGUCCAAGAAGAGGGUAGAGGAUGAUGAAGACAUGCAGAUGCUGGCAGCUUGGGCUGUGUAACUAACACACACCAGACUCAAUGUACGAAGGUUAAUUUGAAUGUUUUUAUCUUUUUGUUCUAAUAAGUUUCUUAGGGAAGAGCCAAUGAUCUCUAUUCUGUUGGCUUGUUUUUAUGCGUGUUGUACAAAUAUGGAAGUGAAGUAUUGGAAUGUGAGCUCUGACUAGGUGAUUUUUAUUACUGCUAUAUUACACUAUUUUCUGUCAAUGAAGGAUACAGUCGCUAGUGAAAGUCUACACACUUCUCUUCACAUUUAGCUUCCUUAAAAUUAAAGGGAUAGUUCACCUAUUUUAAAACAGUGCCAGGGAAACUAAACCAAAGCAUGGAUUGCUGUCAUACUUUGUCCAUAGACCGCUUACUGAGUAAGGAAACCAAUAACAUUUUAGCAUUUGUUGCACAAUUCCUAUUUAAGUCAUGGUACUGAUAUUCAAUAUUUUCAUAUCAUCUAUACUGAACAAAAAAUUCAGACAAUCCCGCAGGUGAAGAAGCCAGAUGUGGAGGUUCUGGGCUAGUGU
This is a messenger RNA of Salvelinus namaycush (lake trout), 1335 nucleotides long. RefSeq names its product charged multivesicular body protein 4C (gene chmp4c). Gene Ontology annotation, cellular component: multivesicular body; cytoplasmic side of plasma membrane; ESCRT III complex. The record is from RefSeq and is a predicted model, not a curated record. NCBI's taxonomy places the organism in Eukaryota, Metazoa, Chordata, Actinopteri, Salmoniformes, Salmonidae. Gene Ontology annotation, biological process: late endosome to vacuole transport via multivesicular body sorting pathway; vesicle budding from membrane. The transcript has 5 exons. The coding region runs from base 103 to 822 and encodes 239 amino acids.